This is a messenger RNA of Racocetra persica, 497 nucleotides long. The record is from the annotation of a GenBank genome assembly. Lineage: Eukaryota; Fungi; Glomeromycota; Glomeromycetes; Diversisporales; Gigasporaceae.
GUAUUAGUAGAGAAGAAGAAACUCUAAAAGAAAAUAUACUAUCUGAUGAUGAAUUUGAUAUAUGUAGAGAACUUGACAUUAUUUUAAAGCUAUUUUAUGAAUUAACUGAAAUGUUAGAAGGUUCAAAAUACCCUGCAUUAAGUAUAGUAACUCCAGCAAUUGAAAACCUAAGACUUUAUGGGUCUUUUUUUGAUCUUCGUUUCAAAAUUUUACUUUAUACUAAUAAGAUGUUUGAUGAGGAAAAUUAUGGGCAAACAGAAUUUGAUAAGUAUCUUAAAUUAAUUCAAUUGCCUGUAAUAGAAGAAAAUAAUCUUUUGAGAUGGUGGAGUCAGAAUAAAUAUUUGUUUCCUACAUUGGCGAAGCUUGCUAGAAAAUACUUAUUAAUUCUUGCCUUUUCUGCACCCAACGGAGGGCUGUUCUUGAAUAUAAAAAAUCACAUUUUAGAUCUAGAUAUUGAUAUAGUCAAUUGUCUUAUAUUUUUAAAACAUAAUUUAUAG